UAUUGGCGGCAUUUUUGUAUUAUACGGCUAUUAACAUUGAUGAGUGGUUGCUCGAAUCCGAAAUUCCUAAUUUCAAGGCGUUGGUGUAUGUCUUUGGUGUUAUUAGCUUCUUAGCCGCGACUCAAGAUAUAGUUAUUGAUGGCUGGGCACUGACAAUGCUUAAAAAAAACAAUGUGGGUCAUGCGUCCACGUGCAACGGAACGGGUGUAGCAUUGGGUGUGCUUUUAGGUACUUUUUUUCCCGUUUUACUUACUUCUGGAGACUUUUGUAAUAAAUACUUAGGCACAACCCUCAGCACAGAAGGAAUUAUCACCAUGAAAGGAUUUUUGUGUUUUUGGAGCAUCACAAUAAUAUUUAUUACAAUAUUAAUUGUUAUAUUCAAAAGAGAAAAAGAUAACAGAUUAGAAGAGGAACAUGUUAAAAUUAAUGUUCUUCAAAGUUAUCAACUUCUUUGGAAAAUUUUAAAGCUGCCUAGUAUUCGUGUAUUGGCAGUUGCAUUAUUAACAAUGAAAAUGGGAUUUUCAGCAACCGAUGCUGUAUCAAACCUUAAACUAAUUGAUGCCGGUAUAUCUAAAGAUGACAUACUGAUAAUAACUACAUCGAUGUAUAUAGUUAAAAUGGUUGUCCCUCUCAUUGUAUCAAAAUAUACUUCAGGUACUAAACCGAUGAGUGCUUACAUGAAACUAAUGCCAAUCAGGUUACUUUGGAGCAUUCCUUUUGCUGUAUUAAUAUAUUACACGCCUCUUUUGAUCAAAAGUAAUGGUGUUAUAAAUGUACCAAUAUAUUAUUAUUUGAUAUUAGUAUUUAUUUACAUUGUACACGAGAUUUUGGCAUUUACUAUGUACAUUUUUACGCUUGGAUUUUUCUCUCGGAUAUGUGACUCGCGUUUUGGCGGUACAUACAUGACGAUGCUAUCCACAAUUGCCAGUUUUGGAUGGGUUUUAACAAACAGUUUGGCAUUGCGAAUGGUUGACGUGCUAACGUUUAGUAAAUGUUCAAAUGACGAUUUUAAUAACUGU
This is a messenger RNA of Melanaphis sacchari, 1019 nucleotides long. Its product is annotated as acetyl-coenzyme A transporter 1-like. Lineage: Eukaryota; Metazoa; Arthropoda; Insecta; Hemiptera; Aphididae. Gene Ontology annotation, molecular function: acetyl-CoA transmembrane transporter activity. Gene Ontology annotation, cellular component: membrane. The record is from RefSeq and is a predicted model, not a curated record. The transcript is spliced from 7 exons. The annotation marks the transcript as partial.